CGCGCGCGGCCACGUCAUCACGUCAGCCUCGCUCGAGCCUGUCCGUUUAAACGUGUGCCUCAGCCAAUCAGGAGGCUCCAGGUCAGAGGCGCCGCGGAUGUACCGGAAGAGAAGAUGGCUGCACGCAACGGGAAGACGGGGCUCCUGGAGAAGUGGAGGAUCGAUGAGAAGCCGGUGAAGAUCGAUAAAUGGGACGGAGCGGCGGUGAAGAACUCUCUGGACGACGCUGCCAAGAAGGUGAUCUUGGAGAAGUUCGGCUACGUGGAGAACUUCCGGCUGGUGGACGGCCGCCUGCUGAUCUGCACCGUGUCCUGCCUGUUCGCCAUGCUGGCGCUGGUCUGGGACUACCUGCACCCCUUCCCCGAGUCGCGGCCCGUCCUGGCCUGCUGCGUCGUCUCGUACUUCAUCAUGAUGGGCAUCCUGACGCUCUACACGUCCUACAAGGAGAAGAACAUCUUCCUGGUGGCCAUCCAGAAGGACCCGGCCGGCAUGGACCCCGACCACGUCUGGCAGCUCUCCUCCUCCCUCAAACGGUUCGAUGACCAGUACACGCUGAGGGUCUCCUUCACCGACGGGAAGUCCAGGAGCUGUCGUGAGACGGAGUUCACCAAGUCGGUGGCGGCGUUCUUCGACGAGAACGGGACGCUGGUGAUGGACCAGUUUGAGAAGUGUGUGUCCAAACUGCACGACACACUCGCCACCGACAAGAAGACCAAGUGAUCCGCACAGCGUGUGUGUGUGUGCGCGUGUGUGUGUGUGUGUGUGUGUGUGGAUCUUGUCUCUGAACACGCCUCCAACAUGGCUGCCAGGAGACACGUGAUUGGUUAAGUGUCUGUUGGCUGUUGUUUGGUACCCCCUCCUCAGCAGGAUCACAUGACGCGAGGGGGGCGGGGCAAAGCCGAAUAAAGUUGUUACUCAUUAUUA
Messenger RNA from Myripristis murdjan (pinecone soldierfish), 924 nucleotides. It is a transcript of the gene spcs2, whose product is annotated as signal peptidase complex subunit 2. The transcript has 5 exons. NCBI's taxonomy places the organism in Eukaryota, Metazoa, Chordata, Actinopteri, Holocentriformes, Holocentridae. The coding region runs from base 115 to 720 and encodes 201 amino acids. Gene Ontology annotation, cellular component: signal peptidase complex; membrane. The record is from RefSeq and is a predicted model, not a curated record. Gene Ontology annotation, biological process: protein targeting to ER.